Prunus dulcis (almond) is the source of this 537-nucleotide messenger RNA. RefSeq names its product 2-alkenal reductase (NADP(+)-dependent)-like. NCBI's taxonomy places the organism in Eukaryota, Viridiplantae, Streptophyta, Magnoliopsida, Rosales, Rosaceae. The transcript has 3 exons. Gene Ontology annotation, molecular function: 2-alkenal reductase [NAD(P)H] activity. The record is from RefSeq and is a predicted model, not a curated record. Bases 1 to 537 code for a protein of 178 amino acids.
AUGGAGGAAGCGGCUGGAGAAGACGAAGUGGGUUUCUGGGUUUUGGCUGAAAUCUGCUCCUCAGAUGGAGAAGACGAAGUUGAUCUAUUGAAGAAUGAGCUUGGAUUUGAUGAGGCUUUUAACUAUAAAGAAGAGGCUGACUUGAAUGCGGCUUUCAAAAGGUAUUUCCCUGAAGGCAUUGAUAUUUACUUUGACAAUGUUGGAGGCAAAACGCUAGACGCAGUGCUCCUCAACAUGAGAGUCCAUGGCCGCAUUGCUGUAUGUGGAAUGAUCUCACAGUACAAUCUUGAUCAAGCAGAAGGGGUAACAAAUUUGAUGCACCUUGUGUACAAACGUAUCCGCCUCCAUGGAUUUUCGGUAAGAGAUCACUAUCACAUCCAUCCGAAAUUCGUGGAGUUUAUGCUGCCUUACAUUAGGCAAGGAAAGAUUGUUUAUGUGGAAGACAUAGUUGAAGGCCUUGAGAGUGGUCCAAGAGCGCUGGUUGGACUUUUUAAGGGUCUUAACUUUGGAAAACAAGUAGUUGACGUCUCUGCAUGA